GGUCGCAACUUGCUUGAAUUGGUCAACAAGAGGAACUUAUCUACUGGAAUCUGGACUGAUCGACCUGCAUACCGCGUAUUUACUUGAUUUGAGUUGGUGGUGACGAAAGCCUCCGUUAAGUCCGCUCGCGCAAGCCGCAGCCAUGACGAGCAUCGAUGAGCUCUUCAAGAAACCUUCAUCUGCAGUGAGUUCAAAGCGCAAAUUCGAUGCCUCGAAAGAUCCAAAUGAGCUCUAUAAAGCGGCUAAGCUGGACGCGGGUGGAGAUGUUAAAUCAAAAGGGAAGGCGGCAAUAGUAAAAGAGGAAGGAGGCGACGCAGAGGACGACUAUGCCGGCCCAGAAUUACCCCCGGAUUUCGAGGCCGAAGAUGUCCCCGAUGACGAAGAAGGUCGCUUUUUCGGCGGUGGUAUGGAGCGCCAGACCGCUCAGGCUAUGCAAUACAUUGACCAGCAUGAAGAGGAAGAAGCAUCGCUGGAGAAAUUUGACCUUGCCUGGGUGCGACGAUUCGCCCUGAACUUCGAGAAGAAGAUAUCCAAGAAUGCUGAGCUUCGCGGAAAAUUCGAGAAUGAUCCUCAAAAGUUUAUGGCUUCGGAGGCGGACCUCGAUACUGAGAUCAAGGGCCUAUCGAUUCUCUCCGAGCACCCCGAACUGUUCGAGGAAUUUGCAAAGCUGGGCUGCGUUGGCUCACUCGUAUCCUUACUCUCCCAUGAGAACGCCGAUAUCGCGAUCGAUGCCAUCCAGAUCAUUGGGGAAUUGACUGACGAAGAUGUGGAAGCUGAGCAGGAGCAAUGGGACACACUUGUCAACGCUAUGUUGGAUGCCGACCUUGUCGAACUACUAGCGCAAAACCUGUCUAGGCUAGACGAAGAAUCCGAGGUUGACAGAGCAGGGGUAUACUACGUGCUAAAUGUUCUUGAAAACCUCGCCUCGCAAGCGUCAAUCGCAGAGAAGAUAGGGGAGGACCCCAAUGUUCUGCCUUGGCUCAUAUCUCGUAUUCAGAAAAAGGAAAGGCCUGUGAGCCAGAAUCAACAAUACUCGGCUGAAAUUCUGGCCAUCCUACUACAGUCUACGGCCAAGAAUCGCGAGAGGUUCGUGAGCUUGGACGGCGUGGAAGUUCUUCUUCAAUUACUCAGCCAAUAUCGCAAGCGUGAUCCAGAGAAAGAUUCUGACGAGGAGGAAUAUGUCGAGAAUUUGUUUGACUGUUUGAUUUGCGUCGUUGAUGAGGAAUCAGGCAAGGACAAAUUCCUGCAAAGUGAAGGAAUUGAACUCGCUCAGAUUAUGCUGAAAGAAGGGAAGUUCAGUAAACAGAGAGCUUUACGAGUUCUGGAUCAUGCUCUAGGCGGUGCAGCAGGUGCAAGUGCUUGCGAGAGGUUCAUCGAAGCAGCAUGUUUGAGUACUGUAUUUGGCAUGUUCAAGCGCAAGCAAGAGAACCAGACGGUCGAACAUUUACUGGGCAUUUUUGCUUCCCUCCUGCGCCUGCUACCGGGGGGGUCCGCGCCGCGUAUACGUACGCUUGCCAAGUUCAUGGAGAAGGACUAUGAAAAGAUCGAGAAACUCGUCAAGCUACGACGGGAUUAUGCUUCGAGAGUGUCUCCCGUCGAGCAAGCGGUUGAGAAGGAACGGAAAAGCUUCACACCAGAGGAACAGGAGGUCAUGGCAAGCGAAUGGUUAUCCCGACGGUUUGACGCUGGGCUGUUUUCGCUUCAGCUCAUUGACGUGAUUCUGGCUUGGCUCGUCGCCGAAGAUGAUGGGGCUAAGAGGAAGAUUGUUUCACUUCUCGCAGACCGAGAUGAGGAUUUGUCUUUGGUCAAAGCUACCUUACAAGUGAAUUCAAUUCAAUGGAUAAAUAACGAUCACGUGAUGGUGGUUCUUUGUUUCGGAUUAGUGUUACUUCUCACCCCCGGUGUCUACCCUCUGACAUUAGCCCUUUGGCGACGUCGAGUGGGAUAUUUUCCGCCGAGCGCGUCGCGCCCUUUGCGCCUUCUUGAAUCCUUGUCCAUGGCCGACUACGAAGAUGCCUACGAGGAUGAGUACUACGACGAUAUGGACGAGGGGAUCACGUCGGAGGAUUGCUGGACCGUCAUCUCGUCCUUUUUCGACACAAAGGGUCUGGUUUCACAGCAGCUAGACUCUUUCGAUGAGUUCAUCUCGUCAACGAUGCAGGAGUUGGUGGAGGAACAAGGCCAAGUGACACUGGAUCAGACGCUCCCCCCCGCCGAAGAUGAAGUCGACCCGGUUGUUGUCCGCCGAUACGAGCUCAAGUUCGGAACCGUCAUGCUCUCCCGCCCCUCCGUGACGGAAGGUGAUGGUGCAACGACCAUCAUGCUGCCGCAAGAGGCUCGUCUACGUAACCUUACAUAUGCCAGUCCUCUAUACCUGGGUGUUACCAAGAAGAUCAUGGAGGGUCGGGAACGUCUGAUUGCCGACCGGGAUGAGGAUGAGAUGGGUGACCCGAGCGAGGAUCGCAAAGCUCAUGGCACCUAUCUUUCGUGGGAGCAGAAGGAACUACCCGCUGACCAAGCUAAGGAGGAGACGGUGUUCAUCGGAAAGGUGCCCAUCAUGCUCAAGUCCAAGUACUGUAUCCUUAAGGACUUGAGCGAACAGGCUCUCUACAACUGGAAUGAGUGCCCUUACGACUCGGGCGGUUACUUCAUCAUUAAUGGCAGUGAGAAGGUUCUGAUUGCCCAGGAACGCAGUGCUGGCAACACGGUCCAGGUUUUCAAGAAGGCGCCACCCAGUCCCACACCUUAUGUUGCUGAAAUUCGCAGUGCUGUCGAGAAGGGUUCGCGGCUUUUGUCACAAUUGUCUCUGAAGCUGUUCGCGAAAGGUGAUAGUGCCAAGGGUGGAUUUGGUCCCACGAUUCGGUCGACACUGCCCUACGUGAAGACCGAUAUUCCAAUUGUGGUUGUUUUCAGAGCUCUCGGAGUGGUCUCUGAUGAAGAUAUCCUGAACCACAUUUGUUAUGACCGCAACGACACACCUAUGCUGGAGAUGCUGAAGCCAUGUAUUGAAGAAGGUUUCGUCAUUCAGGACCGCGAGGUCGCACUUGACUUCAUCGCCAAGCGUGGGUCUUCCCAGUCCAGCAUGAACCACGAACGCCGUGUCCGUUAUGCUCGUGAGAUCAUGCAGAAAGAGUUCCUCCCGCAUAUUUCCCAGAGCGAAGGUAGUGAGACGCGGAAAGCCUUCUUCUUGGGUUACAUGGUGCACAGACUUCUCCAGUGUGCUCUGGGUCGCCGGGAUGUCGACGACCGUGAUCAUUUCGGUAAGAAGCGCCUGGACUUGGCCGGUCCUCUUCUUGCGAACCUUUUCCGAGUCUUGUUCACCCGCGUCACCCGCGAUCUACAGCGGUAUGUUCAGCGGUGCGUGGAGACGAACAGAGAGAUUUACCUGAACAUUGGUAUAAAGGCUAGCACCUUGACGGGAGGAUUGAAGUAUGCUCUUGCUACGGGUAACUGGGGCGAGCAGAAGAAGGCAGCUAGCUCCAAGGCCGGUGUGUCUCAAGUGCUCAGUCGUUACACUUACGCCUCCACCUUGUCCCAUCUUCGCCGAACCAAUACACCCAUCGGGCGAGACGGAAAGAUCGCCAAGCCUCGUCAGCUUCACAACACUCAUUGGGGCCUGGUGUGUCCGGCUGAAACCCCUGAAGGUCAAGCUUGUGGUUUGGUCAAGAACUUGGCUCUCAUGUGCUACAUCACUGUCGGUACGCCCAGCGAGCCUAUCAUUGAUUUCAUGAUUCAGCGUAAUAUGGAAGUCCUCGAGGAGUUCGAACCUCAAGUGACACCGAACGCUACCAAGGUGUUCGUCAACGGUGUCUGGGUUGGUAUCCAUAGAGACCCCGCUCACCUUGUCAACACGAUGCUUUCCCUUCGUCGCCGCAACAUGAUUUCGCACGAGGUCAGUCUGAUUCGAGACAUUCGUGAGCGGGAGUUCAAGAUUUUCACCGAUGCUGGACGUGUCUGCCGACCGCUCUACGUCAUUGACAAUGACCCGAAGAGUGAAAACUGCGGCUCUCUGGUGCUCAACAAAGAACACAUCCGCAAACUGGAACAAGAUAAAGACCUGCCUCCAGACUUGGAUCCAGAAGACCGCCGCGAUCGUUACUUUGGUUGGGAUGGCCUGGUGAAGUCUGGUGUAGUGGAGUACGUCGAUGCUGAAGAAGAAGAGACCAUCAUGAUUUCCAUGACUCCGGAAGAUCUCGAAAUUUCCAAGCAACUCCAGGCUGGUUAUGCUCUUCCGGAUGAGGAACUACACGAUCCGAACAAGCGUGUACGCUCCAUUCUGAGUCAAAAGGCGCACACUUGGACUCACUGCGAGAUCCAUCCCAGUAUGAUCCUUGGUGUUUGUGCCAGUAUCAUUCCCUUCCCAGAUCACAACCAGUCUCCCCGUAACACCUAUCAGUCCGCUAUGGGUAAACAAGCCAUGGGUACGAUGGCCAACAUCCUUUACUACCCUCAAAAGCCCCUGGCCACAACGCGGUCCAUGGAAUUCUUGCGAUUCCGUGAGCUCCCGGCUGGUCAGAACGCUAUUGUUGCUAUCGCUGAAGAUUCCGUCGUGAUGAACCAGAGCAGUAUCGAUCGUGGUUUAUUCCGCAGUCUCUUCUACCGUACUUACACCGACAGCGAGAAAAUGAAGCCGAUGAGAUCGGACACCCUCGGCAUGCGGAAGGGAACCUAUGAUAAGCUCGACGAGGACGGCAUCAUCGCCCCGGGUGUUCGUGUCUCCGGUGACGAUAUCAUCAUCGACGCGGAGGAGUUGGGCCAACGGACCAAGGCGCACACCAAAACGGACGCCUCCACUCCCCUCAGAAGCACGGAGAAUGGUAUCGUGGACCAGGUGUUGGUAUCUACGAGUAACGACGACCUGAAGACGACCAAGGUGCCCCAAAUUGGUGACAAGUUCGCCUCGCGUCACGGACAGAAGGAGGAUAUGCCAUUCACGCGUGAGGGUGUGGCUCCCGACUUGAUCAUCAAUCCUCACGCCAUUCCUUCUCGUAUGACAAUUGCCCACUUGAUUGAGUGUCAGCUUAGUAAGGUUUCUGCGCUACGUGGAUUUGAGGGUGACGCCACACCAUUCACUGACGUCACGGUCGACUCAAUUUCUCGUCUUCUUCGUGAACACGGUUACCAAUCUCGUGGAUUUGAGGUGAUGUACAACGGCCACACUGGACGGAAGAUGGUGGCCCAGGUCUUCUUGGGGCCGACCUACUACCAGCGUCUGCGCCACAUGGUGGACGACAAGAUCCAUGCCCGUGCACGCGGGCCUACGCAGAUCCUGACGAGACAACCUGUGGAGGGUCGUGCCCAAAUGGAGCGCGAUUGUAUGAUUGCGCACGGAGCCAGUGCCUUCUUGAAGGAGCGGUUGUUCGAUGUGUCCGACCCCUUCCGCGUGCAUAUCUGCGAUGACUGCGGCUUAAUGACCCCGGUUGCAAAACUCAAGAAAGGUCUAUUCGAGUGCCGACUGUGCAACAACAAGCACCGUAUUUCGCAGGUGCAUAUCCCAUAUGCAGCCAAGCUUCUGUUCCAAGAGCUGGCCUCGAUGAACAUUGCCGCUCGCAUGUUUACCAACCGGUCUGGAGUGUCCGUGCGGUGAGAGAGAACAAGGAAUACCAUCCAUGUAUAUCAGUUGAAUCUCUUUUUCUUUUCUUUUUUUUCCCCUCUAUCUUCUCACCCCCGCCUCUCUAUAUCAUGAUAAUUUCCUUUCUUGUCUUCCGGUGUUUUUUUCCCCUUUUUUUCUUUUUAUUUUUUCCCCAUUGAAUAUGCUUCCCAUCCUUCUCCACCAUCAAAAUCUGCGAUAUCAACCGAAGACCCGACUGAUUCGGCAUUUUCCGGCGUACAAAGGAUCUGAGGGUUGUGAUUCCUUUUUUGUUUGUUUGUUUUUUUUUUUUUUUUGGCGGAUGAUGAUGAGUGAGCAGCGAAGGGGUUGGGAUUACGAUAUACUUUGCUGUACUUGACUGAAUAAAGGGUGGCAUUGGAGCCGAAUC
Molecule: messenger RNA, 5978 nt
Organism: Aspergillus brunneoviolaceus CBS 621.78
Lineage: Eukaryota; Fungi; Ascomycota; Eurotiomycetes; Eurotiales; Aspergillaceae
Product: DNA-directed RNA polymerase II core subunit RPB2
Exons: 21
Coding region: 143-5587 (1814 amino acids)
Biological process (GO): DNA-templated transcription
Cellular component (GO): RNA polymerase II, core complex
Molecular function (GO): ribonucleoside binding; DNA binding; DNA-directed RNA polymerase activity
Source: RefSeq, a predicted model, not a curated record